UCCCAUCAGGUGUUUGAGAUAUUUUUAUACCAAAAAAUAGAAUGAUUAUCUUUUUUUGUACUUCAGUCAGCCAGGCAUUCUGAAUUUUAUGUGGUGAGACCAGCUCCUUCCAGAAGCGCUCACUCCUCUGUACCACCAGGACCCCCUUCAAGAGGCACUCAGCAAAGUUUUAACUUCUGCUUUCUUACUGACCUAACAUGUAAGGGGAAAGCCCCAACCUACAUCCAUCCACAGCCAGGUCUCCAGGCUAGAAACAGCCCUCUCCUUCCAUCCCAGACACCAGAAAUGUCUGAGAAGAACCAGCUCCAACCAUCCAAGCUCCAAAUGCCCCACAAAACACGCAACAGGCAAGUAGACACGGAGAGAGCAGAUGAGAAAGGGAGAGAGACCAAUGGCCGCAGAACUUGCCAACAGCAGUUCGUCUCGCACCAGUUCCCAGAGCUCAACUUCCGCCUACAUUUCCCCUUCACUCUCACUCCAGCGGUCACAGCUGGGGAAGGAAGCCACCUUGUGCAAGUCUAAGAUCCUCCUAAGAGCACGAUGUCACUGCUGCUGUUUCUGUUGUCCUUGGUGUUGGAAGGUGAGUGGGCCCAAGGUGGGAGUGACCCAAGUUGGGGCUGGGGCUACAGGUCAAGUCUGCCUUCCUCAGGGUCUCAAGGUCAGAACAGAGACUACUUGCUCCUGGUGAAGAGGACUGUGAAGGUACAGGAGGGUCUGUGUGUUGUCGUGUCCUGCGCUUUCUUCUCCCCUGAGAGACGCUGGCGUGACACUGCCCCAGCGUAUGGCUACUGGUUCAAAGUCACCAGAAGUUCAUCAUAUAAUUCUCUAGUGGCCACAAAUGACAAAGAUAAAAUAGAAAUAAUAGAACCAGAAACCCAGGGGAGAUUCCAGCUCUUGGGGGAUGUCCAGAAAAAGAACUGUUCCUUGGUGAUCAAAGAUGUGCAGCAGAGAGACUCCUCACUCUACUCCUUCCGGGUGGAGAGAGGAGUUGAGAAAUUCAGUUUUCGGGAUGGAUUCUUUCUGCUGGUGGAAGCCCUGACUCACAAGCCAGAUGUCUUCAUUCCUGAGAUCCUGGAGCCUGGGCAGCCAGCCACAGCUGUCUGCUUGUUUCACUGGGCCUUCGAGCAAUGCCCAGCUCCUUCUUUCUCCUGGAUGGGGGCUGCCAUCUCCUCCCAGGAAACCAGACCACACACCUCCCCUUACUCGGUGCUCAGCUUUACUCCAGGACCUCAGCACCAUGACACCGAGCUCAUAUGCCAGGUGGACUUGCCUAGGAAGAGCCUGCGGAGGACAGUCCAACUAAGCGUGGCCUAUGCCCCCAGAGAUCUUGCUAUCAGCAUUUUCCGUGACAAUGUGUCAGAGUUGCAUGGAAAUACCUCACAUCUGGAAGUUCAGAAAGGCCAGUCUCUGCGCCUCCUCUGUGAUGCCGACAGCCAUCCUCCUGCCACACUGAGUUGGAGCCUGGAGGACCGAAUCCUCUCUCGGUCCAGCCCUGUGGGCUCCAGAACCCUGGGCCUGGAGCUGCCCCGGGUGAAAGUUGGGGACUCUGGACACUACACCUGCCAAGCAGAGAACAGGCGGGGUUCCCAGCGACACACCCUGGAGAUCUCUGUGCUAUAUCCCCCAGAGGACCUGAGAGUGACUGCUUCCCAAGCAAACAGGACAGUAUUGGAAAUCCUCAGGAACGGCACCUCCCUCCCGGUCCUGGAGGGCCAAAGCCUGUGUCUAGUCUGUGUCACCCAUAGCAACCCCCCAGCCAAUCUGAGCUGGACCGGGGUGGCACAGACUCUGAUCCCGGCCCAGUCUUCAGAGCCUGGGAAGCUGGAGCUGCCUCUGGUCCAGAAGGAACAUGAAGGAGAAUUCACCUGCGCUGCACAGAACCCACUGGGUGCUCAGCGCAUCUCUCUGAGCCUCUCUGUGCACUCCCCCCCACAGAUGCCCAGAUCAUCCUGCUCCUGGGAAGCUGAGGGUCUCCACUGCAGCUGCUCCUCCAGAGCCUGGCCCGCCCCCUCGCUGCGCUGGCGACUGGGGGAGGGGCUGCUGGAGGGGGAUGGCAGCAAUGGCUCCUUCCAGGUCACCUCCAGCUCCACAGGGCCAUGGGCCAACAGUUCCCUGAGCCUCCAUGGGGUGCUCUGGCCCAGCCUCUCGCUCAGCUGUGAGGCCUGGAACACCCAUGGGGCCCGGAGUGCCUCUGUUCUGCUACUGCCUGGUAAGGAGAGUCCCACGGCCUUUUCCAAGGGAGCACUCUUGGGCUUUGGCGUUGCAGCUCUCAUUGCCCUCGGCCUCAUUAUGAUCAUUGUGAAGACCCGACAGAAGAAAGGAACACAAGAGGAAACCUCAAGACCCAAGAUCUCCCGGGGCAGCACAAUCCUGGAUUACAUCAACGUGGUCCCCAAGCCCAGGUCCCUGGCUCAGAAUUGGAAGGCCAAACCUGACACCCCUCCCAGGAUCCCGUCCCAGGACUCCCCUGAGUCAAAGAAGAGACAGAAGGAGCCACCGUUCACUUCUCCUGGCUGCCCGGACCCCAGGUCAUCCUCUGAGGUCCCUGUCUCUGAGAAUAACCCAGAAGAACUCCAUUAUGCUGCUCUCAACUUCCCCCGCCUUAGACUGUGGGAGACCCAGAAUCCCCAAGACACCGAUUAUGCCGAAGUCAGGUUCCACUGAGACUGUCCUGAACUUGAGAACUGAGAUCUCCUACCCCCAAAGGAAUGCAGUUUCUCUUCUCGAAAAAAUCCUCAGGUGGUACAGUGCUUGCCACCAAGCCCGGAUCCACAUGGUGGAAGGAACCUUCCACAAGCUGUCCUCUGACGGCCCACGCGCCUCCCAGUGAGUCUGAAGGUCAGAGGACAGCUCUGAGGAGUCAGCUCUGGUGAAUCCUGAGGACUGAACCUAGGCCUCUGGGCCUGGUAGCAGGUAUCCUAACCUGCUAAGCCCAGAACAGAGAUUUAAGAGAAGAGGCCUAGAUAAGUCAUUAGCAAAAUAAAGCUUUCUUAUGCUUGUA
Messenger RNA from Alexandromys fortis (reed vole), 3001 nucleotides. It is a transcript of the gene Siglec10, whose product is annotated as sialic acid binding Ig like lectin 10. Gene Ontology annotation, biological process: cell adhesion. The record is from RefSeq and is a predicted model, not a curated record. Gene Ontology annotation, molecular function: sialic acid binding. The transcript is spliced from 10 exons. Bases 541 to 2664 code for a protein of 707 amino acids. Gene Ontology annotation, cellular component: plasma membrane. Lineage: Eukaryota; Metazoa; Chordata; Mammalia; Rodentia; Cricetidae.